Naumovozyma dairenensis CBS 421 is the source of this 846-nucleotide messenger RNA. RefSeq lists its product as uncharacterized. The transcript has a single exon. Bases 1 to 846 code for a protein of 281 amino acids. NCBI's taxonomy places the organism in Eukaryota, Fungi, Ascomycota, Saccharomycetes, Saccharomycetales, Saccharomycetaceae. The record is from RefSeq and is a predicted model, not a curated record.
AUGUAUCUAUUCCUGCACCUCCGGUGCCUAUUACAACAAAUAAUAAUAAUAGUAACCGAAAAAAUCAUCUUCCCUUUGUCUAUGUGGAGGUAUUUUCCCAAAGUAAAAAAGGAACAACUCGAAAUUGAUUUACAAGAAGUAGGAAAUAGGCGGAAUCAAAGAUAUUGGAAACGUAAUAGGAAUAAUAGUAAUAAUAGAAAAUCAAUGAAAUUCAAUGAUGAAAAUGAAAAUGCUAAUGAUGAUGAUGAUGAUGAUGCUGCUUCUAGCAAUAUUGGUCUAGUGGUUAGGAAUGGGAAAUUAGUUCUUGCCAGUCCAACCUCCUUAAGUAAACGAAAGCAAGAAUUACGCUCUAAAUACCUUAAUGAAAGAAAAAACGAUGCCUAUUCAUAUUCAAGGAAACAAGAUAGCUUGUAUCAUAAGCGACAGGAUAGAUUACCAAAUAAAAAUAGUAAAGGCAAUAUGAUUUCGAAGAGAGACACAUCGAACCACGGUAAUAGGAAAAUGAUAUUCAAACAAACUCUUACGAGUAGAAUUAAUGAGAAUCAAUUAGUAUUAUCUACAGAUGUACCCGCAGAUUCAGAUAAAAUAUUAGUAUUCCAUAACUUGACUCUAGGUGUUGAUCAAGAAAGUUUAAAGAAAAUUUUACAAACUUUAGUUGAGACUGAAGUUGCCAAGAUUAGAGUUAGAGAUUUACCAAAUGGUUCUUCCAUUGCUAAUAUUUGGUUGGCAAAUAACACUUUAAUUGAAUUGGAGAGAGUUCGUGACCAUUUCCAUAAAGCAACAGUCGAUGGAAGAGAAAUUAGUGUUUUGAUCGCUGCAGACCCAUCAAAUACUUUAGCUUAUUAA